Messenger RNA from Toxotes jaculatrix (banded archerfish), 1362 nucleotides. RefSeq names its product hemogen (gene hemgn). Bases 99 to 986 code for a protein of 295 amino acids. The transcript has 4 exons. NCBI's taxonomy places the organism in Eukaryota, Metazoa, Chordata, Actinopteri, Toxotidae. The record is from RefSeq and is a predicted model, not a curated record.
UUAGGGGUGGGAAUAGAAAACAGUCAGAAGUUAUUCUAUCUUCUUUUCUGUGCUUGCCCGCCUUCAAUGAGCUGAAUUCAUUCAUAGCAGGACUCAGAAUGGAGGAGACGUUGCAACAAGAGAAACAAGAGUUGGAAUAUAAAAAUCCAAAUGAGGACCAAGGUGGGAUCCGUCGCAGAUUGCGGGACAGGGAUCUUCUCAGGAAGAGAAAGGCCGAAGCAGAAGCGAAGGAAACAAACCAGUGGGUUUUAGGGGUGGAGAGCCAGAAGAAAAGAUCAAGAGCUGACGAGAAGAGUGGCACAAAGAGGAGAGGGAGGCCCAGGAAGACUGAGCCCACGCCUGAAAUAUCUGUCAUUCAGGAAGAGGCAGCAGUUGCUCAAGAAGAUCCUUCAGUAGUGGUGGUCCCUGAACCUGGGGGGAUCAUCUCAGGUCAAACAUUGGGCUCUCUGACCCCCUUACUUGCUGUGGGAGGUGACACACUAGAGUCACAACCAGCAUCUGUUCUCUCUGCCCCUGCUUCUAUGCCCGUUCUUGGAUCUGCCCAAAGCUCUGUCCUCGCUCCUGUUCUGACUUCUCCAGCUCCAGUUAACCAGACUCCAGCUCUUGUUUCACCCUCAGUUCCUGCUCCAUCUCCCAUUGUUCUAGAUACGGCUCCGAUCCCCAUCAAAGAUUCAGCUCCAGUUCUAGCUCCAGAUGCUGUUCCAGUCCCAGCUCUGUCCCAAACCCCUGUUCCAGCUACAGCUCCUGCUCCUCCCCAGGCGGAGACCCUCUACACAGAGUCACAAGGCAUGGAGGUCCUUGACCAGGUCCUGAUUGAGGACUUAGGCCCAGAUGAAGAGGAAGACAUCUGUCCAUCACAAGACAAAAGAGCAGAUGAAGAUGUGAGUGAGACACCGUCGAUCAAUGUCCCUGAACAAAACAAAAUGUUCUCAGUUCCAACUUUGUCUUCUCCACCUCCGCCACAAGAAUAUCUCCCAGGAAAUUAAUUCCAAUUUCUUAAAAUACACUUUUCAGAUACUGCCUCAGUUCAGAACAUGAAAAAAGCCAGACUACUUACUUUUCUGACACAAUUUGUAUCUGAGUAUUAUUUUGGUUAAUGUGCGCAUAUACAUUGCUUAUUUGAAAAAAUGUAUGAAUUCAAACCAAACCUGUAUGCUUAUUUAUUCUUGGUGCUUCUUUGUGCUUCACUGCGAAGUUCCUGAAUUUUAUUUUGUUCUUUGCAUUUAGUCAAUAGCAAAUUGUGCCUACUUUUAUUUAAAAGUAAAAUGGUAUGAAUCAGUGAUAAGGAUGUAUUUGUAAUUGUGGAUUUAUUUGAUCGAAUUUUGUAAAAGUUGUUUUUCACCUAAUAAAAUAAACUGCUUA